Molecule: messenger RNA, 1086 nt
Organism: Tetranychus urticae (two-spotted spider mite)
Lineage: Eukaryota; Metazoa; Arthropoda; Arachnida; Trombidiformes; Tetranychidae
Product: myosin regulatory light chain 2
Molecular function (GO): calcium ion binding
Source: RefSeq, a predicted model, not a curated record
UUGCCAAAAUUAAAAUUAGACCUGAACUAUGAUGAUCUUAAUCUAAACCAGAAAAGAAUGGAAGACAAGAAAGAAGGACGAGAGAGAUUGGGAGAUGAGAAAUAAGACGAUGUGACGAGUGAAUCUGGUGUUUCUAAUUUCUGGUUACUUCUCCUUGGGACUCACAUUGUUUCAACUCUAUUGUUUAUUGUUAACCAUCAAUUUGUGUGAAUAAAUUAAAGACCAGAUCAAUUAAGUGAAAAUGACCACAGAAAAGAAGAAGAAAUCCAAAGAAGAUGGAGAGUCCGGUGGAUCAACCAAGAAGAAGGCUCAACGAUCAGGUUCUAAUGUUUUCGCCAUGUUUACCCAAAACCAAGUGCAAACCUUUAAAGAAGCUUUCCAAAUGAUUGAUCAAGACAAAGAUGGUUUCAUUUCCAAAAAUGAUAUCCGACAAACCUUUGAUUCUUUAGGUCGUAUGUGUAAUGAUGCUGAGUUGGAGUCAAUGGUUAGUGAAGCUCCUGGUCCUAUUAAUUUCACCACUUUCCUUACAAUUUUCGGAGAUCGAGUCUCAGGAACCGAUGAAGAGUCCGUAAUUUUGAAUGCUUUUGCUCAAUACGAUGAAGGUGAAGGUAAAUGCAAUGAAGAAACAUUGAGACACGCUAUAACAACAUGGGGAGAAAAAUUCACCGCGGAUGAGUGGCAGACAGCCACCGCUGAAGCACCAAUUGAUGGAAGUGGAAAAAUUGACAUCAAAAAGUGGGCUCGAAUGAUUACUGGAGCCGCUGAGGAGGAAGAACAAGCUUAGAUUAAUUACAAUUCAUGAUCCGAACCCGAAUAUCUUACCUGGUUAACCCAAUCUUGGAAUCAAAUAGAAUAUCUUUUGACUUUACCUUUCAAACAAUUUUUUCAAUGUUCACCUGUUUUUUGUUGCUCUUUCACCAAAUCCAUACUUUGAAAUAUUAUUUACAGUAAGAUGAAUUUUUGGUUGCUGCCAAUGACAAUUUUUGAUUAAAUUGAGAAUCUGUUUCCAGUUAAGAUAUGAUAAAAGGAGAAAUAAAAUGAAUUGCAAUAUCCAUCAAUGAAAUAAAAGUUGAUAAUUGAUCUUAC